AUGGAGAUGGAGAACGGUCACCCUGUGGACAGCGUAGAUACACUGGCUACACGCUCAGAGCCUCCUGGUCGUGAUUCCGCCUCUUCCUCUGCGAGUUCGUCUUCGCUAGCUGGUUCGAACCCGCCAGAGGAAUUUGCGCCGAUUCGCACGAUCUCGUCGGAAUCUGAUAAAGAGCACAGAGGGGCGGAAUUGAAUGAAGAUGAUAUUGCGCGCACUAUAUCUCAACGACGGAGCCAUGCUUCCGGCCACGAAGGGGAGGAAUGGGCACAGAUAGAGAAGCUUAUAUCGCGGAUGUUCGGGAGUGAACGCAAGGCGAACUCGGAAGAAGAGAAGACGCGCCAUGUUGGAGUUGUAUGGAGAAAUUUGACUGUGAAAGGAGCUGGUCUUGGAUCUGCGCUCCAGCCUACAAACGGGGAUAUCUUUCUGGGCUUGCCGCGGUUUAUCAAGCAGCUUUUGACCAAGGGCAGGAAAGGCGCUGGAGUCGGGAAAUCGUCCAUACGGACUAUCCUUGAUGAUUUUACCGGCUGUGUUCGGCCGGGAGAAAUGCUCCUUGUUCUCGGCCGCCCAGCACUUGGCAAUCAACGAGCUGGAUACGAGAGUAUUGACGGCGAUGUGCGGUAUGGUGGCACAGAUGCAGAAAAGAUGGCCAAGCAUUAUAGAUCAGAAGUUUUGUACAACCCUGAGGAUGACCUCCACUACGCCACUCUCACUGUGCGAGAUACCUUGCUCUUUGCCUUGAAAUCUCGAACUCCCGGUCAAGGUUCACGAAUCCCAGGAGAGACUCGAAAAGAGUAUCAAGAGACCUUCUUGGCGGCAAUAGCUAAGUUGUUCUGGAUUGAACAUGCCCUGGGGACCAAAGUUGGCAAUGAACUCAUCCGUGGAGUCUCGGGAGGCGAGAAGAAACGAACGUCCAUUGCCGAAGCCAUGGUCACGAAAGCUAGCACACAGUGCUGGGACAAUUCCACGAAGGGCUUGGAUGCCAGCACAGCACUGGAGUACGUCCAAAGUCUGCGGAGCUUGACAAACACCGCCAAUGUCUCUACAGUGGUAGCUCUCUACCAGGCUUCGGAGAACCUUUUUGAACUCUUUGAUAAAGUGAUCCUCAUUGAAGACGGGAAAUGCUCGUUCUUUGGUCCGAGCCAGGACGCAAAGGCCUACUUUGAACGACUGGGCUUUGAAUGUCCGCCGCGUUGGACAACACCAGAUUUCCUCACUUCGGUCAGUGACCCUCAUGCGAGACGUGUCAAAGAAGGGUGGGAGGACCGGAUCCCCCGGACUGCAGCAGAGUUCCAAGCUGCGUACCGCAAAAGCGAUAUUUACAAGCGCAACUUGGAGGAUAUCGAGGACUUUGAGGGCGAGAUCGAAGCACAAAGGCAAGAACGGGAAGCAGCAAGGAGUAGCUCAAAACGGAAGAACUUCACUAUCCCAUUCUACAAGCAGGUGAUGAUUCUUACGCAUCGUCAAUUCCUGGUCAUGUUUGGUGACAGAGAGUCACUGAUAGGCAAGUGGGGUGUGAUAACUUUCCAGGCACUCAUUAUUGGUAGUCUGUUCUACAACCUUCCGGAUACGAGCGGUGGUGUUUUCACGAGAGGUGGCGUCAUGUUCUUUAUACUGCUGUUCAAUGCCUUGCUUGCUAUGGCAGAGCUGACAGCGGCAUUUGAGAGUCGACCGAUUUUAAUGAAGCAUAAAAGCUUCUCUUUCUACCGACCGGCGGCAUAUGCAUUGGCCCAGGUCAUGGUUGAUGUACCCCUGGUGUUUAUACAAGUCGUCUUAUUUGAUCUCAUCGUAUAUUUCAUGGCAAAUCUUGCACGAACACCUUCCCAGUUCUUCAUCAAUUUGCUUUUUAUUUUCACACUGACAAUGACGAUGUACUCAUUCUUUCGCGCACUCGGCGCUCUUUGUUCCUCGUUGGAUGUUGCAACACGUCUUACCGGCGUCGCCAUACAGGCAUUGGUUGUGUAUACAGGCUAUCUAAUUCCUCCGUGGAAAAUGCACCCAUGGCUGAAAUGGCUGAUCUGGAUCAACCCCGUCCAAUACGCAUUCGAGGCCCUGAUGGCCAAUGAGUUCCACAAUCUUCAGAUCAGAUGUGUGCCACCAUACAUUGUGCCAGAUGGGCCAAACGCAGUCGUUGGUCAUCAAAGCUGUGCAAUCCAAGGCAGCGACACCGACCAUCUAAUUGUUCAAGGUCCCAAGUAUAUCGAAACGGCGUACACAUACAGCCGAGCUCAUUUGUGGCGAAACCUGGGCAUUAUCAUUGGAUGGCUGAUUUUUUUCGUCUGCUUGACGAUGCUGGGGAUGGAAUUGCAGAGACCUAAUAAGGGUGGGAGCUCGGUCACUGUGUUCAAGAGAGGCGAGGCGCCCAAAGAAGUUCAAGAUGAGAUAAAGCAUGCUGGUCCCACUGCAGACGAGGAAUCAGCCGAGAAGAAGGGCAUAGUCAACGCGACUGAUGAAGAGUCCAGUGGAUCUGAAGAAAAGGUCAAGGAUAUUGCUAAAAAUACGGCAAUCUUUACCUGGCAGAAUGUGAAUUACACUAUUCCAUAUAAGGGUGGACAGAGACAGUUGCUGCAGAAUGUCCAGGGAUAUGUCAAGCCUGGUAGGCUUACUGCGUUAAUGGGAGCAUCUGGAGCAGGAAAAACCACUCUCCUCAAUGCGUUGGCACAGAGAAUCAACUUCGGAGUCGUCACUGGCGACUUCUUGGUUGACGGAAGACCUCUCCCAAAAAGCUUCCAAAGAGCAACCGGGUUCGCCGAGCAGAUGGACAUUCACGAGCCCACCGCCACAGUACGGGAAUCCCUCCGGUUCUCUGCUCUGUUACGACAACCCAAGGAAGUUCCAUUGCAAGAAAAGUAUGAUUACUGUGAGACAGUCAUUGACCUGUUGGAGAUGCGGUCCAUUGCAGGAGCGACUGUCGGAACCGCAGGCUCGGGCCUCAAUCAGGAGCAGCGCAAACGACUCACCAUUGCUGUGGAACUGGCAAGUAAGCCUGAACUGUUGCUUUUCCUAGACGAACCGACAUCUGGUCUUGAUUCCCUGGCUGCGUUCAACAUUGUGCGCUUCCUACGUCGACUUGCAGAUGCCGGCCAGGCCGUUCUUUGCACAAUCCACCAGCCUUCUGCUGUUCUAUUCGAGAAUUUCGAUGAGCUUUUGCUACUGAAAACCGGUGGACGGGUUGUUUACAACGGGCCACUUGGGAAUGACUCGAAGACACUCAUCGAUUACUUUGAACGAAAUGGCGGCAAGAAGUGCUCACCACAUGCGAAUCCGGCAGAGUACAUGCUGGAAGUCAUCGGAGCUGGCAACCCCGACUACAAGGGACAAGACUGGGGUGAUGUGUGGGCGAACUCGCCAGAGUCUAAACAGCUGUCCGAUGACAUUGAGGGCAUUAUCUCCUCCCGUCGCAAUGGUCAAAAGGACGAGACAACUAACGACGACCGCGAGUACGCAAUGCCUCUAUCCACGCAGGUCUUUGCAGUGACCAAGCGCGCUUUUGUAGCGUAUUGGAGGGACCCGGACUACAUGCUUGGCAAAUUUAUGCUCCACAUUUUCACGGGUCUUUUCAAUACUUUCACAUUCUGGCAUCUGGGCAACAGUUACAUCGACAUGCAAUCAAGGCUCUUCUCUGUCUUCAUGACGCUGACGAUAGCACCGCCAUUGAUCCAGCAGCUUCAACCACGAUAUCUACACUUCCGAAGCUUGUACCAAUCCCGCGAAGCCAACUCCAAGAUUUACUCUUGGCCUGCUUUUGUCACGAGCACAAUUGUUCCAGAGCUGCCAUAUUCAAUUGUAGCUGGAUCAAUUUACUUCAACUGCUGGUACUGGGGCACCUGGUUCCCACGCGAUUCGUUCAGUUCCGGGUACGUUUGGAUGCUGUUGAUGCUGUUCGAGCUGUACUACGUCGGCUUCGGCCAAUUCAUCGCAGCAAUGGCCCCCAACGAGCUUUUCGCAAGCCUGCUUGUUCCAACCUUCUUCACUUUCAUCGCUGCCUUUUGCGGUGUUGUCGUUCCCUUUGUCGCCCUACCGCACUUCUGGCAGUCGUGGAUGUACUGGCUCACGCCGUUCCACUAUCUCCUCGAAGGCUUUGUCGGGGUCAUUACGCACAACGUUCCCGUGCGAUGUGUGGAGCGCGAAGAAUCUCGCUUCAGCACUCCACCUGGCAUGAGCUGCCAGGAGUAUGCUGGGUCUUUUGUCCAGAAGGCUGGUGGAUAUGUUCGAGAUGUUGGUAAUGGGAUGUGCUCGUUCUGUCAAUAUGCGACAGGCGAUCAAUUUUCCAGGAGCCUCAAUAUCUUUUACUCGCAUAAAUGGAGAGCUUAUGGCAUCUUCUGGGGAUACAUUAUCUUCAACUUCGCGCUCGUCUUUGCGUUGUCUUGGUUGUAUUUGCAUGGCGUUGGCAACAUGAAACGCUGGCUCAGUUCGCGCAGGACCCGAAAAGGGGGGAAAGACGGAUCUUGA
This is a messenger RNA of Penicillium bovifimosum, 4449 nucleotides long. Its product is annotated as putative ABC transporter. The transcript has 15 exons. Gene Ontology annotation, biological process: transmembrane transport. Gene Ontology annotation, molecular function: ATP hydrolysis activity; ABC-type transporter activity; ATP binding. The record is from RefSeq and is a predicted model, not a curated record. NCBI's taxonomy places the organism in Eukaryota, Fungi, Ascomycota, Eurotiomycetes, Eurotiales, Aspergillaceae. Bases 1 to 4449 code for a protein of 1482 amino acids. Gene Ontology annotation, cellular component: membrane.